GUUCGCAACGGCGUCGUGACCAUUUUCCAAGAUUUCUAUGAUCACCCGCGAAUGCCAUUUAAGAUGAAGUACGACGCGCGUAAAACUGUACAGUGGAAGGUGCCUCCUGAUACUGUGGACUACCCCAUAGUACUUCCUAUUUUCAUUGAAGGUCUCAGAGAAGUUCUCCCGAUGUAUGAGACUCUGGCUUUCGCCGGAGCUCUUGAGCUUAUCAGAAGGGGCGGCGACCGACGCGUAGUGCCGGUUCUUCCCAAGUUGAUACAACCGUUGAAACGCGCUUUGGAAAGUCGAGAUCCCAACACUCUACGCAAGGCUUUGCAAACUCUACAAGUGAUGGCUAGAAGUGGGGCGAUGCUGGGCGAGGCCUUGGUGCCGUAUUAUAGGCAAAUAUUGCCGGUCUUGAACAUGUUUAGGAGUCAGAAGAGCAUGAGUAUGAGUAGAGACGAUAUGGACUACAGACUAGGAAGAAAUAUCGGGGCUUUGAUAGACGAGACUUUGGGAGUGCUGGAAAACAUGGAGGAGAGGACGUGA
Messenger RNA from Perkinsus marinus ATCC 50983, 531 nucleotides. RefSeq lists its product as hypothetical. Gene Ontology annotation, molecular function: Hsp70 protein binding; Hsp90 protein binding. NCBI's taxonomy places the organism in Eukaryota, Perkinsozoa, Perkinsida, Perkinsidae. The transcript has 6 exons. The annotation marks the transcript as partial. The record is from RefSeq and is a predicted model, not a curated record.